AAUAUCAUCUCCGAACAAUACAACAAUUCAUUUCCGACUGCUAUCCUGGGUGAGAAGUUCGUACACUGUAAAUGUUUAUAAUGGUGAUCGUUCCUCGACAAUCGCAAGCAUGCACGAUUGGAACGUUAAUCAAUAUGAACACAAAGUUAUUGUGAUUCCAUCAAAUUCAGUGUUGAUAGAGGCAGACAUAUCAACAUUGAGAGGAUUUUUAGCUGAAAUUAAAGUCAUUGGUCAAACAGGGACAUCCAAGCAGAAACCGGAGAUCAACGUUAAUAUUGAAGAAUGUAAUUUUCAAGAAAUUUCUGGUUCAGCGGUUCAUUACACUUCAGAUCCUGAACUCGCCAGCACAGUAACGAUUAAACGUAGCCACGUGACUUUACAAGGAAACAAAAAUCAACCAAAUACGGCAUCAAUUGAAAUGUUGGUUAAAAACAACGACACAGUAGAGAUCUCAAACACGGUAUUUUCCAGUGUCAGUCGAGGGGGGAUCCACAUCUACCUUUACGAUAAACCAGGAGUGAUAAAUAUAGUUAAUAACGUCAUUUCCGGUAAUGCCAAUGGCAGCGAGUCCGUUUAUGUAGUUGUUGUUGGAAGUGGUACGUCUAGUGAACUUCUAAUGGCUGGAAACUACUUUAAUCGAAACGAUAUUUCUUACCCACAUGGACUGGUUGUAAUCAAAAACAUGAAUGCAAUCGUUAAAGACAACGUGUUCUACGAAAACAAUGCAGAAACUCCAUUUCAUUUUAUUAAUUCAAAAGACCGAAACAUCUCGCCUAUCGCUACCAAAAAUAUAUUUUUUUUGAAUAAGGGAUAUUUACAUACACUGCUGAUUCAACCAAACGGUCGUGAAUUUAUUAACGAAAACUUUUUAAUCAACCCGGCUAAUCUGUUCGAAAUCAGUACUCUGCCAAGCAGUUUUACUAAUUUCGUAAAUGCCACAAAUAAUUGGUGGGGAAACGUGAAUCCCAACGUGAUCAUGAGGAAAAUUAAGGAUAAAAGAAGUGCUGUCGGAUUGCCACGUGUAAUAUAUCAACCUUUCUUAACGACACCAACACUCAUAUUUUCAACAGGAUUAUGCCCGUUUGGUUGGAUAAAUAUUGGCAGGAAAUGCUACAAUAAUCUUAGAAGUCCUCAUAGUUUUACGAAGUCCAAAGAAAUGUGCAAGAAAAUUGGUGGGAAAAUGCUUGCUUUUCACGAAAAUGAAAUUGACUCACCGGAAGUGUUGCAAAAAUUGCAUGCAAAAUGGGCAUAUGGAACACGAUCAAGUAUUUGGAUCGACGUCUUUAAAGAGGAUGCGAUUCCAUUCCAGAAUAAUAGAUGUUGGAUGUUCGAUGGAAAUAUAAAAAAAGCUUCAUGUGACAUAACGAAGCCAACAAUAUGCGAAAAGAGUAAACGUAUUCGUUGUAUCAAUGACUGCUCCCUCAACGGAAUUUGUCUGGGACAGACGUGUAAGUGUGAUACUGGAUGGGAAGGAGCUGAUUGUUCGUCAUAUCACUGUAAAGAUGUUGGUAAUUGUGGGACCUUUGGAACUUGCGUUGGACCAAAUCAUUGUAAAUGUCGUUUAGGAUGGAAGGGUCGUGGUUGCACUGUUAGUUAUUGUCUGCCGUUCAGAACUUGUCAAAGUUGUCUCUCACGCAGAGGAUGUGGUUGGUGCGACAACACAGGGAGAUGUUUACCUGGUACAGGUUAUAAAGCAGACAUUGGCCACUGCAAAUCGUGGUUUUAUCACAACUGUAUUAGUGUUGGACGAAAUCCGUCAUGUUCUAGUGCUAUAAAAGUUAUCGACUGCAGCACAAAUUUGUGCAAUCCUGACCAGUCGCGGUCAAACAAAGGAAGUUGUCAGCAAUGCAAGGAUUUGGAACGCUGCUAUAAUUACAACAAUACAGACAAUUCCACAUCACCAAGAUGUUAUGGGUGGGACGAAAGGAAAUGUGCGAAAGGAUUUGUAAAGAAGGACUACGAAGACACUUCGCGGAUUGACAAAGUCGUAACGAUGUCAAAUGUAAAACUAAUCAAUUCCGAUGACUUGAAAUUAUAUGGUUGUCCAGUUGAAGAGAACUUGGUUAUUGUGACAAAACAAAGCAGCAUAAAAUUCAAAAAAGGAGACAUCAUAUCAAGCACGCAAGCAGAGGGAGUGUUUCACAAAAUAGAAGAUAUCGCAUACACAGAUCAACAUGUUCUCAUGAGCGUAAUUCCAGCAAGACUGGAGGAGGCAAUUUCCUACAGUGAUUUCAAUCAAGAGGUUCCACUUCAGACCGUGUUAGUUCAAGACCUGUUUGAAGACCGUCCUGAUGACAGCUUAUUGCAAGAUGUUCUCUCAGGAGACUCCCCAAUUAACGGAACAAAAAUACAUACUAUUUUUACUGGAUCAGGCAACAACGUAUACAAAUGUUUAGCAAGAACCUACACGACUGAGGAUGAUGAAGAGGUCACAACUUUCUUCUUGGUCAUUCCCAUGACAUCCAUCGAUGGAAAUUUGAGUGUUGGUCAUGUUCUUGUUGGCAAUAGCAGCGACGGUUUUCUAGAGACCGUUACUGACAUUAUUCAAGAGGACGAUGCCAUGUUUGUUUAUACUGAACUGACGACGUGUAGCCACAGUUUUUCAAAUUUGAAGAAAUUUAAAACCUUAGGAGAGUCAACUAGCUCUUGUUUGGGUGGAGACGAUCUUCUUGGCUUAAAGAUAACAGGAAAUGAUGCGAACGUCACGGUCAGAGAUAUAAUCGUUGGGAGAACAAGUGGUGCAUUUUUUGGGAAAGUCCUUAGUUUUUACGUGGAGAAUGAAACCUAUUUUGUGGAGUUGAUGCCACUAGUUUCAGUAAAAGAUGGAAAUAUCAAGGAACAAUUCAAUAUCAGUGCUACCAGUCCUCGUCGGCGAAAAAGGGCGGAAUAUGACUUCACAGGGAAAGGGAAUUUUAAGAAAGAAAAACAUGAACGAUUCGGUGAACAUCUUAAACUGAGUGCAAGCGUCGAGUUUAAUGCUGCAGUGAAAAUCAGUCUUCGCACUUUUUUUUUUCUGAUUAAGUCAGUCGGGGUCACCUUUUCUGGUGAUAUGAAAUUAAGCCUGAACGCUAAUUUCGAUCCAUCAGUCAGGUUUUCAAAAACGUGGAGCAGAAAACUGAUCGACAGCAAGGAAGUUGGCCGCUUCUGUAUACCUUUAGGCCUAGUGCGUGUACCCGGAGUGUUUAGAUUGGAUAUUGGAAUUUCUGCAACUGCUUCCGCUUCGGCUUCCGCUUCGUUAUCCGCAAGUUUGCAAUCUGAAUAUUCAAUAUCAGCAGGCGGUGAAUGGAGUGGAGGGAAUGAUGUUCGGCCUAAAUCUGAUAAGGGAGGGUCAACGCAACCGUCGUUUGAAGCACGCAUAAAAAAAGCAUCAGCGUCCGUCUCAGCAUCUCUUACACCAACUUUUGAAGUCCACUGGCCAUCGGUGACCUCAAAACCGUUCCAGGCGGCAGGAUGGCUUCUUCGCACAAUUUUAGGUAGUAAAAAAGGCUCGACUCUUCCAUCGCUCCUCGUCUUCAAAUUAACAGCACCAAUCACUGCAUCGGUGGAUGCAAAAUUCUGUACCGAAAAAUGUCCUUACGCGGGCCGAAACGUUGAAGCUAACUUCCGUGGAGGAUUGCCCACAGUCUCCGGGUCUCUAACCAUCAACAUUGGACCAUUUAAUAAAAAUUGGAAAAUUUUUGAAAUUUCUGUGUACGAAUCCGUUAAAAGGUGGAGAAAAAAUCUUUUCGAAUGCUGACUGAAUUGGGCGUAACAAUGACUGAAUAGAUUGCCAUGGUGACAUUAGUGCAUAGAAUGCAUAAUUUACAAUUUUACAUACAUUUAUACAUACAUUUUCUCUAUCAUCCAUUUAAACAUGUUUCGAAAUGCUUCUGCGUACUU
Messenger RNA from Dendronephthya gigantea, 3879 nucleotides. RefSeq lists its product as uncharacterized. The transcript has 18 exons. NCBI's taxonomy places the organism in Eukaryota, Metazoa, Cnidaria, Anthozoa, Malacalcyonacea, Nephtheidae. The record is from RefSeq and is a predicted model, not a curated record. The coding region runs from base 110 to 3736 and encodes 1208 amino acids.